Messenger RNA from Dromiciops gliroides (monito del monte), 3097 nucleotides. RefSeq names its product adenosine monophosphate deaminase 3 (gene AMPD3). Gene Ontology annotation, cellular component: cytosol. Gene Ontology annotation, molecular function: AMP deaminase activity. The transcript is spliced from 15 exons. NCBI's taxonomy places the organism in Eukaryota, Metazoa, Chordata, Mammalia, Microbiotheria, Microbiotheriidae. Bases 211 to 2517 code for a protein of 768 amino acids. Gene Ontology annotation, biological process: IMP salvage; AMP metabolic process. The record is from RefSeq and is a predicted model, not a curated record.
GGCCCGGGGCGGCCGAUCGGGGACGCAGUGAGAGCUUCUUUCCAGCAGAGGGACAGGAGGAGCCCUGGGCACCCUCGGGCACACUCAUAUUUCCUGUUGGCAAGGCCCCGGUUCCCAGCCCAGGUAGCGGCUGCAGGGAAGGGAAGGGCCACGCAGCCAAGCCAGCCUUGCGCAGCGCGCAGAGUCCGCACCCUCCGAGCCGCAGCUGAGAUGCCUCGACAGUUUCCCAAGCUGAACAUUUCGGAGGUGGAUGAACAGGUCCGACUGCUGGCUGAGAAGGUGUUUGCCAAAGUGCUUCGAGAGGAAGACAGCAAAGAUGCCUUGUCGCUCUUUACGGUACCAGAGGACUGCCCCAUUGGGCAGAAGGAGGCCAAAGAGCGGGAGCUGGAGAAAGAGCUGGCUGAGCAGAAGUCGGUGGAGACGGCCAAAAGAAAGAAGAGUUUCAAGAUGAUUCGAUCCCAGUCUCUGUCCCUGCAAAUGCCAUCCCAGCAAGAUUGGAAAGGCCCCCCAUCGUCCAGCCCCGCCAUGUCACCUCCGACGCCUGUCCCCGCAGGAGCAACUUGCCAGGCAGCUCCCGUGUCAUUUGUUAUGCCCGAGUUUCAGCGCGUCACCAUCAGUGGGGAUUACUGUGCUGGGAUCACUGUCGAGGAUUACGAGCAGGCUGCCAAGAGUCUGGCCAAGGCCUUGAUGAUUCGGGAGAAGUAUUCGAGGCUUGCCUACCACCGCUUCCCAAGGACCACUGCCCAGUACCUGUGCCCUCAGAGGGCCGAGAAGUGGGGCCCCGGGGAAGAGGUAUAUCCAGAUUUCCACCCACCUCCAGAGCCACAUGAAAAUCCCUAUUGUCUGGACAACACGCCCCCAAACCUGGGCUAUGUGCUCAAGAUGCAGGGUGGUAUCCUCUUUGUGUACGACAACGAAGAGAUGCUGAAACGCAAGGAGCCCAGAAGCUUGCCAUACCCUGACCUGGAGACCUACACAGUGGACCUCAGUCACAUCCUGGCCCUCAUCACAGAUGGUCCAACGAAAACGUAUUGUCACCGGCGACUAAACUUUUUGGAAUCUAAAUUCAGCCUACAUGAGAUGUUGAAUGAAAUGUCCGAGUUCAAAGAACUAAAGAGUAACCCUCACCGAGACUUCUAUAAUGUGAGAAAGGUGGACACUCACAUCCAUGCUGCAGCCUGCAUGAACCAGAAGCACCUGCUACGCUUCAUCAAGCACACAUACCAGACGGAGCCUGACAGGAUUGUCGCGGAGAAAAGGGGCAGGAAAGUCACACUCAGGCAGGUGUUUGAUGGUCUUCACAUGGAUCCUUAUGACCUCACCGUGGACUCCCUGGACGUCCAUGCGGGCCGGCAGACCUUCCAUCGGUUUGAUAAAUUCAACUCCAAAUACAACCCAGUGGGAGCCAGCGAGCUUCGGGACCUAUACUUGAAAACUGAGAACUACUUAGGUGGAGAAUACUUUGCCCGGAUGGUCAAGGAAGUGGCUCGGGAACUGGAAGAGAGCAAAUACCAGUAUACGGAACCCCGCCUCUCCAUCUAUGGACGCUCCCCGCUGGAAUGGCUCAACCUGGCCAGGUGGUUCAUGAAUCACAAGGUCUACUCCCCAAAUAUGCGCUGGAUCAUCCAGGUCCCCAGAAUCUAUGACAUAUUUAGGUCCAAAAAGCUGCUUCCAAACUUCGGGAAGAUGCUGGAGAACAUCUUCUUGCCUCUUUUCGAAGCCACGAUCAACCCGAGGGAUCACAAGGAACUCCAUCUCUUCCUCAAAUAUGUGACAGGCUUUGACAGCGUGGAUGACGAGUCCAAACAUAGUGACCACAUGUUCUCUGACAAGAGCCCAAACCCGGACAUCUGGACCAGUGAGCAGAACCCCCCCUACAGCUACUAUCUGUACUACAUGUAUGCCAAUAUCAUGGUGCUCAACAACCUCCGCAAGGAGCGAGGAAUGAGCACCUUCUUGUUCCGGCCUCACUGUGGGGAGGCCGGUUCCAUCACACAUCUGGUCUCUGCCUUCCUGACUGCUGACAACAUCUCCCACGGACUUCUGCUCAAGAAGAGUCCGGUCCUGCAGUACCUCUAUUACCUCGCCCAGAUCCCCAUUGCCAUGUCUCCCCUGAGCAACAACAGCUUGUUCUUAGAAUAUUCCAAAAACCCUCUACGCGAGUUUCUGCACAAGGGACUCCAUGUCUCCCUCUCCACUGAUGACCCCAUGCAGUUCCACUACACCAAGGAAGCCCUCAUGGAAGAAUAUGCGAUCGCAGCCCAAGUAUGGAAGCUCAGCACGUGCGACCUGUGCGAGAUCGCUCGAAACAGUGUGCUCCAGAGUGGGCUGUCCCACAAGGAGAAGCAGAAAUUUCUGGGGCCAAAUUAUUAUAAAGAAGGACCUGAAGGAAAUGAAAUUCGAAAGACCAAUGUUGCCCAGAUCCGGAUGGCUUUUAGAUAUGAGACCUUAUGCAAUGAGCUGAGCUUUCUGUCAGACGCCAUGAAGUCAGAAGAGAUCACGGCUUUGAUUAAGUAGGUUUGGUGUUGGGACACGGCCCUGGCAACUGAUGUGGGGGAUGCUGGUCAAGGGGAGCCUGCUCAGGACCAAGUACGGCCUCCCUGCGAGUAGAGGCUUGGGAUGCCGCUCAGGAGCCUCUCCCUCUGACCUCGAGUCUCCCCAUUCUAUCAUACCCAGCACCGAGGCCGCACUGAGGCAAGGCACCAUCUGCGUGCCGUGGGGCCUGGGGGCUGCCUCGGGGAGCUGGGCUUCUGUUUGUACUUUUUUCUUUGUUUUCCACUUCUCAGCAGACGGCCAGUCCUUGCAUGAAGGGGGUCGUAUUUUCUACUGUCAGAGGCCAACUGACUCUGGUCCUAAAUGACAGGUGGAGUAAGAUGUACCCACUCAGUUUCAACACUAGGAGGCCUGGGUUUGCUUUGUUUUUUAAAAGCUUUUUUUUACUAAAUGUUUUUGUUCAGGUUUACAUGCACCAUUCUAAGCAUCCACGUAUGGGAUCCCAGAAUAGAACAGCAAUGUGCUAUAGGGAUAAUCUAGUCCGACUCUCUGAUCUUACAGAUGAGGGGGCUGCGGACUAAAAGAGGUGAGGAUUUGCUGAAGG